This is a messenger RNA of Parathielavia appendiculata, 327 nucleotides long. RefSeq lists its product as uncharacterized. The transcript has a single exon. The record is from RefSeq and is a predicted model, not a curated record. The annotation marks the transcript as partial. NCBI's taxonomy places the organism in Eukaryota, Fungi, Ascomycota, Sordariomycetes, Sordariales, Chaetomiaceae.
AACGACUGCGGCGACUCGACCUUCAUCAACCAGUCGUCGGGCGGCUCGCCGCUCGUCGCCGACUGCUGGCGCCUGCACGACAACAUCGCCGGCGACGGCACCUGGACCGUCUGGACGUCGCAGCGCACCAUCGCCACCUACGGCACCUGCGCCUUUGGCGUCUCGCCCAGGUACAUCCCCGCCGAGAUCGGCAACGGGGACGUCCGCGACCUCAUCCGCGACUCGAUCGCCCGCUUCCAGUGGUUCGACAAGGUUGGCGCCAAGGGCGUGAUGCAGUGUGAGCGGCCGUUCGGAGACUGGACUGAGGUCGAGUGGGGCAUCUAUCAC